This is a messenger RNA of Symbiodinium sp. CCMP2456, 864 nucleotides long. The record is from the annotation of a GenBank genome assembly. NCBI's taxonomy places the organism in Eukaryota, Dinophyceae, Suessiales, Symbiodiniaceae.
AUGAUGUUGUCCAUAGGCACGUUGACUCCGUUGCAGUACGGGCUGACGUUGAAUCUCAUUACACGGCAGAUCGACCCCGACAACGUUUACGAAGGAGGGAGGCACUUGAUAGGUCCCUACAAAAGCUUCGUGUCCUUUCCAUCCACACGCGUGACGCUGUCUUUUGCCAACAAGAAGGACAGCACGCAAGGUCCUCUGACAACGCGCACGAAAGAUGGACUGGAACUGACCUUGCAGCUGGCAUUCCAAUACAGGAUCGACAACCACCACCUCGGAGAGCUCUUUGCCUUGGCGAACCUGAACUAUGAGCCGCUCUUCAUUCAAAAAGCGAGAGAUGUGCUGCUGAAAGCUGCAGCAGACUACGAUGCUCCGCAGUACUGGGAGGAGCGCGAGAAGAUCGGACUCGAGAUGCAGUCCUUGCUCAACAAGCGCCUGCAGGGUGUCUAUGCACAUUGUGACGGCCUGCAGAUUCUGGUAAUCGAGCUGCCCCAGGAGUACGAGGCAUCCAUCGUGAACACACAGGUGACUGAGCAGAUGCAGAAAACGAAGCAAAACGAGCAAGCAGCAAGCAGGAUUGAUGCGGACACACAGGUCAUGAAAGCCUCGUACACGAGGAAUGUGACCGUCACGAAGAACGGUGCGGAUGCGCAGUACACCCAGGAUAUCGGCGUCGCGAAAGCAGUUGCGCAGCAGCGGUUGCUGGAGGUCGAAGCAUCAGCUUUGGCGAAGGUGAAGAAGGAUCUGGGUCUCACGGCGGAACAGACUGUGGCAUACCAGGAGUUCAGCGCCUACCAUAACCUGGACAAUGCAUCCUUCUUGUUCGGCCUCGGAAAUGCGCUGGUCACGGUGCCGACUAUGAACUGA